Molecule: messenger RNA, 16819 nt
Organism: Coregonus sp. 'balchen'
Lineage: Eukaryota; Metazoa; Chordata; Actinopteri; Salmoniformes; Salmonidae
Source: the annotation of a GenBank genome assembly
AUGAGCUCCGUCCCCCUGUCCCAGCCUCUGAUGCAGCAGGCCACCGAUCGGCUCCUUCCUUUGGGCAUAUGGGAGGGGGGUUGGAGUUGGGAAUUUACACACAGAGCAGGCAGAAUAGAGCUGCUGAGGGAGAGGCAGGAGUUGCUCCCCUCACCCUGCAUCCUCAGCCUGGCUUUCACGCUUCCUCCUGGGAGCAAACUCUUAUCUUCGCCCAUUCCCGUAGUGUGUGGAUAAAAGCUUUCCAUUGCACCGUGUGUGGACUGUCUGCUAGCAGUGGAAUUGAGGUGUUCAGGCAAGCAGGACAGGAGCACGGAGUGUGCCCGGCUUAUACAGUACUAAUGACCGUAAACUGAGUACAUUAGCUACAGGAAGGACUCUGCUCUUUCAUUCAUUUCUUUCCACCCCAUGCUUUAUUUGGUGCUGAGAUGCCCGAAGUCAAUUACUUGUUUUUUGUGUCGAGGAUGUACAUUCAGGUAAGAUGGGCUGGGAUGGGAUGCACGUGUUGCUCGGUGAAUUAAUGUGUAGUACAGGUGUCCUUGUUUGCAGAGUUCUUUGCAGUUAGUUGGGAAGUGAUGCUGUCUUUGCAGCAUGUGUGUGUGGGUAUGUGUAUGUGUGUGUGUGUGUGUGUGUGUGUGUGUAUCCAGGAAUGCAUGAGCGUAUGAGUGAGUCCAUGAAGUCCAUUCAUGUAUGUGCAUGCAGAUGUGUCCAUUCAUCUUUGUGUGCAAGAAGUAUGUGUACGUGUGUCACAUAUGGGUGAUUCUACAGAAGUGGUGCAGAUUGCAGUCCCAUCCCAAAAACGCUAUUUAAAAAAACAGUCUCCAAACAUUUAUUUACAUCAUGAUAUGUUCUAAUUUUAUCCAAGGCAAUAGCAAACAUAUUGUUAAAUUAAUACAGUACAAAGGCAUUGUUUAUACUCUAUAUGUCUACCUGACAUAUGUCGGAAGACGUGUGCUGAAAGUUUGGGAAAAAUAGUAUACAAAUGGGAAUUUUUUCCAACCCCCAAUUUGCACCACUUCUGUAGAAUGACCCAUAUAAAGUGAGCUACAAAAGUAUUGGGACAGUGACAAUUUUGUUGUUGUUUUUGCUCUGUACUCCAGCACUUUGGAUUUGAAAUGAUACAAUGACUAUGAAGUUAAAGUGAAAACUGUCAGCUUUAAUUUGAGGGUAUUUUCGUCCAUAUCGGGUGAACUGUUUAGAAAUUACAGCACUUUUUGUACAUAGUCCCUCCAUUUUAGGGGACCAAAGGUAUUGGGACAAAUUCACUUAAAUGCGUAUUAAAGUAGUCAAAAGUAUGCCCAAUAGAAAUGAAUGGUAAAUAAUGAAUUGUGUCAUUUUGGAUUCAUUUUAAUUGUAAAUAAGAAUAUUUUGAACACUUCUACAUUAAUGUGGACGCUACCAUGAUUACAGAUAGUCCUGAAUGAAUCGUGAAUAAAGAUGAGUGAGAAUGUUACAGAUGCACAAAUAUCAUACUCCCCCCCCCCCCCCCCCCAAAAAAAAAAUGCUAACCUCCCCUGUUAUUGUAAUGGUAAGAGCAUGUCUUGGGGGUAUGAUAUUUGUGAGUCUGUAACUUUCUCACUCAUCAUGGAAGCAUCCAUAUUAGUGUAGAAGUGUUUAGAAACAUAUUCUAAUCUUAUUUGCAAUAAAAGUGACUCCAAAAUGACACAAUACAAAAUGGGGGGACUAUGUACAGCGCCUUGCAAAAGUAUUCAUCCCCCUUGGCGUUUUUCCAAUUUUGUUGCAUUACAACCUGUAAUUUAAAUUGAUUUUUAUUUGGAUUUCAUGUAAUGGACAUACACAAAAUAGUCAAAAUUGGUGAAGUGAAAUGAAAAUCCUAAAACAAAAAUAGCGGAAAAGUGGUGCGUGCAAGUGGUGCGUGCAUAUGUAUUCACCUUACCUAUGAAGCCCCUAAAUAAGAUCUGGUGCAGCCAAUUACCUUCAGAAGUCACAUAAUUAGUUAAAUAAAGUCCACCUGUGUGCAAUCUAAGUGUCACAUGAUCUGUCACAUGAUCUCAGUAUAUAUACACCUGUUCUGAAAGGCCCCAGAGUCUGCAACACCACUAAGCAAGGGGCACCACCAAGCAAGCAGCACCAUGAAGACCAAGAAGCUCUCCAAACAGGUCAGGGACAAAGUUGUGGAGAAGUACAGAUCAGGGUUGGGUUAUAAAAAAAUAUCCAAAACUUUGAGCACCAUUAAAUCCAUUAUAAAAAAAUUGAAAGAAUAUGGCACCACAACAAACCUGCCAAGAGAGGGCCACCCACCAAAACUCACAGACCAGGCAAGGAGGGCAUUAAUCAGAGAGGCAACAAAGAGACCAAAGAUAACCCUGAAGGAGCUGCAAAGCUCCACAGCGGAGAUUGGAGUAUCUGUCCAUAGAACCACUUUAAGCCAUACACUCUUCAGAACUGGGCUUUACGGAAGAGUAGCCAGAAAAAAAACAUUGCUUAAAGAAAAAAAUAAGCAAACACGUUUGGUGUUCGCCAAAAGGCAUGUGGGAGACUCCCCAAAAAUAUGGAGGAAUGUACUUUGGUCAGAUUGAGCUUUUUGGCCAUCAAGGAAAACACUAUGUCUGGAGCAAACCCAACACCUCUCAUCCCCCCGAGAACACCAUCCCCACAGUGAAGCAUGGUGAUGGCAGCAUCAUGCUGUGGGGAUGUUUUUCCAUCGGCAGGGACUGGGAAACUGGUCAGAAUUGAAGGAAUGAUGGAUGGCGCUAAAUACAGGGAAAUUCUUGAGGGAAACCUGUUUCAGUCUUCCAGAGAUUUGAGACUGGGACGGAGGUUCACCUUCCUGCAGGACAAUGACCCUAAGCAUACCGCAUAGUUAUGCACGCUCAAGUUUUCAGUUUAUUUGUCUUAUUUCUAGUUUUUUCACAAAAAUAAAUAUUUUGCAUCUUCAAAGUGGUAGGCAUGUUGUGUAAAUGAAAUUAUACAAACCCCCCAAAAAUCAUUUUUAAUUCCAGGUUGUAAGGCAACAAAAUAGGAAAAAUGCCAAGGGGGGUGAAUACUUUUGCAAGCCACUGUAAACAAAAAGUGCUGUAAUUUCUAAACGGUUUACCCGAUAUGGAUGAAAAUACCCUCAAAUUAACAGCAUAGUCAUUGUAUCCUUUCAAAUCCAGAGUACAGAGUCAAAAGAACAAAAAUGCGUCACUGUCCCAAUACUUUUGGAGCUCACUGUCAUUCUGGCGCCGACGAAGAUGACGGCCUCGCGACUAGCUCUUAGGAAACGUAUUAUUUUUUUAAAUAUAUAUAUUUUUUACAUUAUUAGCUCAGAAACUGUUUUGUAUCAUUACAUACAGCCGGGGAAAACUAUUGGAUAUCAGAGCGGUGGUAACUCACCAGCAUUACGACCAGGAAUACAACUUUCCCGAAGCAGAUCCUUUGUUUGCUCUCCCCAGGGCAACUGAACUGAUUUAGCGGCUGACCCAAAACAUCGCCGGCGGAGGAGAGGCACUCGGAGCGGCCUGCUUCCAAGUAUACUACUCUACAUUUUCUCUACCUUACCUGUCACCCUAGACCCACUUCAAUUUGCUUACCGCCCCAAUAGGUCCACAGACGAUGCAAUCGCCAUCACACUGCACACUGCCCUAUCCCAUCUGGACAAGAGGAAUAACUAUGUAAGAAUGCUGUUCAUUGACUAUAGCUCAGCAUUCAACACCAUAGUACCCUCCAAGCUCAUCAUUAAGUUUGAGGCCCUGGGUCUGAACCCCGCCCUGUGCAACUGGGUCCUGGACUUCCUGAAAGGCCGCCCCCAGGUGGUGAAGGUAGGAAACAACAUCUCCACUUCGCUGAUCCUCAACACUGGGGCCCCACAAGGUUGCAUGCUCAGCCCCCUCCUGUACUCCCUGUUCACCCAUGACUGCGUGGCCAAGCACGCCUCCAACUCAUUAAGUUUGCAGACGACACAACAGUAGUAGGCAUGAUUACCAACAAUGACGAGACCGCCUACAGGGAGGAGGUGAGGGCUCUGGGAGUGUGGUGCCAGGAAAAUAACCUCUCACUCAACGUCAACAAAACAAAGGAGAUGAUCGUGGACUUCAGGAAACAGCAAAGGGUGCACCCCCCAUCCACAUCGACGGGACCGCAGUGAAGAAGGUGGAAAGCUUCAAGUUCCUUGGCGUACACAUCACCGACAAACUGAAAUGGUCCACCCACGCAGACAGUGUGGUGAAGAAGGCGCAAAAGAGCCUCUUCAACCUCAGGAGGCUGAAGAAAUUCGGCUUGGCACCUAAACUCCUCACAAACUUUUACAGAUGCACAAUUGAGAGCAUCCUGUCGGGCUGUAUCACCGCCUGGUACGGCAACUUCACCGCACACAACCGCAGGGCUCUCCAGAGGGUGGUGCGGUCUGCCGAACGCAUUACCGGGGGCAAACUACCCACUCUCCAAGACACAUACAGCACCCGAUGUCACAGGAAGGCCAAAAAGAUAAACAAGGACAUCAACCACCUGAGCCACUGCCUGUUCACCCCGCUAACAUCCAGAAGGCGAGGUCUGUACAGGUGCAUCAAAGCUGGGACCGAGAGAAUGAAAAACAGCUUCUAUCUCAAGGACAUCAGACUGUUAAAUAGCCAUCACUAUCACAUUAGAGGCUGCUGCUGCCUAUUGAAAUCACUGGCCACUUUAAGAAAUGGAACACUAGUCACUUUAAUAAUGUUUACAUAUCUUGCACUACUCAUCUCAUAUGUAUAUACUGUAUUCUAUUCUAUAAUAUUUUACUGUAUCUUAGUCCAUGCCGCUCUGUCAUUGCUUGUCCAUAUAUGUAUAUAUUCUUAAAUUCCAUUCCUUACUAGUGCAUUGGGUAUAUGUUGUGAAAUUGUUAGUUAUUACUUGUUAGAUAUUACUGCACUGUCGGAGCUACAAGCACAAGCAUUUCGCUAAACACCCGCUAUAACAUCUGCUAAACACGUGUAUGUGACAAAUACAAUUUGAUUUGAUUUGAUUUGAUAUACAAUACCGGUCAAAAGUUUGGACACAUCUACUCAUUCCAGGGUUUUUCUUUAUUUUUAAUAUUUUCUACAUUGUAGAAUAAUAGUGAAGACAUCAAAACUAUGAAAUAACACGUAUGGAAUCAUGUAGUAACCAAAAAAGUGUUAAACAAAUCAAAAUCUAUUUUAUAUUUUAGAUUCUUCAAAGUAGCCACCCUUUGCCUUGAUGACAGCUUUGCACACUCUUGGCAUUCUGUCCACCAGCUUCACCUGGAAUGCUUUUCCAAAAGUAUUGAAGGUUUUCCCACAUAUGCUGAGCACUUGUUGGCUGCUUAUCCUUCACUCUGCGGUCCAACUCAUCCCAAACCAUCUCAAUUGGGUUGAGGUCGGGUGAUUGUGGAGGCCAGGUCAUCUGAUGCAGCACUCAAUCACUCUCCUACUUAGUCAAAUAGCCCUUAAACAGCUUAGAGGUGUGUUGGGUCAUUGUCCUGUUGAAAACAGAUUAUAGUCCCACUAAGCGCAAACCAGAUGGGAUGGCGUAUCGCUGCAGAAUGCUGUGGUAGCCAUGCUGGUUAAGUGUGCCUUGAAUUCUAAAUUAAUCACUGACAGUGUCACCAGCAAAGCACCAUCACACCUCCUCCUCCAUGCUUCACGGUGGGAACCACACAUGCAGAGAUCAUCCGUUCACCUACUCUGCGUCUCACAAAGACACAGCAUUUGGAACCAAAAAUCUCAAAUAUGGACAGAUUUCCACCAGUCUAAUGUCCAUUUCUCAUGUUUCUUGGCCCAAGCAAGUCUCUUCUUCUUAUUGGUGUCCUUUAGUAGUGGUUUCUUUGCAGUAAUUUCGACCAUGAAGGCCUGAUUCACACAGUCUCCUCUGAACAGUUGAUGUUGAGAUGUGUCUGUUACUUGAACUCUGUGAAGCAUUUAUUUGGGCUGCAAUUUCUGAGGCUGGUAACUCUAAUGAACUUAUCCUCUGCAGCAGAGGUAACUCUGGGUCUUCCUUUCCUGUGGCAGUCCUCAUGAGAGCCAGUUUCAUCAUAGCGCUUGAUGGUUUUUGCGACUGAACUUGAAGAAACUUUCAAAAUUCUUGAAAUGUUCUGGAUUGACUGACGUUCAUGUCUUAAAGUAAUGAUUGACUGUCGUGUCUCUUUGCUUAGUUGAGCUGUUCUUGCCAUAAUAUGGACUAAGUCUUUUACCAAAUAGGGCUAUCUUCUGUAUUCCACCCCUACCCUGUCACAACACUGAUUGACUCAAACGCAUUAAGAAGGAAAGAAAUUCCACAAAUUCAACUUUUAACAAGGCACACCUGUUAAUUGAAAUGCAUUCCAGGUGACUACCUCAUGAAGCUGGUUGAGAAAAUGCCAUGAGUGUGCAAAGCUGUCAUCAAGGCAAAGGGUGGGUACUUUGAAGAAUUUAAAAUAUAAAAUAUAUUUAGAUUUGUUUAACACUUUUUUUGGUUACUACAUGAUUCCAUAUGUGUUAUUUCAUAGUUUUGAUGUCUUCACUAUUAUUCUACAAUGUAGCAAAUAGUAAAAAUCAAGAAAAACCCUGGAUUGAGUAGGUAUGUCCAAACUUUUGACCGGUACUGUAUAUCUGUGUGUGUAUGUGUGGGUAUGCGUCUUCAGAGCAGACUGUUGAUGUUUCAGAGAGGGGGAUAUCUAUUAUCCUUGUGUAUGAUGAUUAUAUAAUACAUCAUUGUAUCAUCUUCUGCACAUAUGAAGGAAGAGUUCUCUACUCAGCCUCCUUUGCAAGCUCCUCCUAAUGCCGAUAUUCUAGCCAGCCUGUACUCUAGCCACUAUGAGUGAAGCACAGGAAACAAUACUAUCGGUGCAACUCAGUGUUGUAAAUUGUCUUAUGGUGCAUCCAUAUGCACACACUCUCAUUCUUGUCAUUUUGCAUUGCUUUAGUCUCACUUGACCCUCUGUUUACACUCCAGAUAUGAGAUACAGUAGUGUGCUCAUAGUAGAGCUAGAUGAUGACUGGCAGUCCGGAGUACCAAUCAAGACUGUUUACGCUUGCUGAGCAACCUAGAGAAACUAGAUCUCCUACAUACUGAGGUGCAUUCAGUUCGCUUGAAUGUUUGCUACGUUGCGGAACGGUUUGUACGUUUCCCCAAAAUGUUAUUGAAUAGACUUUGAGGUAUAAAAAGUAUGUGGACACCUGCUCAUCGAACAUCUCAUUCCAAAAUCAUGGGCAUUAAUAUGGAGUUGGUCCCCCCUUUGCUGCUGUAACAGCCUCCACUCUUCUGGGAAGGCUUUCCACUGUUGGAAGAGCAUUAGUGAGGUCGGGCACUGAUGUUGGGCGAUUAGGCCUGGCUCGCAGUCGCCGUUCCAAUUCAUCCCGUUUGAUGGGGUUGAGGUCAGGGUGCUGUGCAGGUCAGUCAAGUUCUUCCACAUCGAUCUCGACAAACCAUUUCUCUAUGGACCUUGUUUUGUGCACGGGGGCAUUGUCAUGCUGAAACAGGAAAGUGCCUUCCCCAAACUGUUGCCACAAAAUUGGAAGCAUAGAAUCGUCUAGAAUGUCAUUGUAUGCUGUAGCGUUAAGAUUUCCCUUCACUGGAACUAAAGUGGCCUAGCCCGAACCAUGAAAAACAGUCCCAGACCAUUAUUCCUCCUCCACCAAACUUUACAGUUGGCACUAUGCAUUCGGGCAAGUAGCGUUCUCCUGGCAUCCGCCAAACCCAGAUGGUGAAGCGUUAUUCAUCACUCCAAAGAAUUUGUUUCCACUGCUCUAGAGUCCAAUGAAGGCGAGCUAAACACCACUCCAGCCGGUGCUUGGCAUUGCACAUGGUCAUCUUAGGCUUGUGGCAGCUCGGCCAUGGAAACCCAUUUCAUGAAGCUCCCGACGAACAGUUCUUGUGCUGACUUUGCUUCCAGAGGCAGUUUGGAACUCGGUAGUGAGUGUUGCAACCGAGGACAGACGAUUUUUACACGCUAUGCGAUUCAGCACUCGCCGGUCCCGUUCUGUGAGCUUGUGUGGCUUACCACUUCGCGGCUGAGCCGUUGUUGCUCCUAGACAUUUCCACUUCACAAUAACAGCACUUACAGUUGACCGGGGCAGCUCUAGCAGGGCAGAAAUUUGACGAAUUGACUUGUUGGAAAGGUGGCAUCCUAUAACGGUGUCACGUUGAAAGUCACUGAGCUCUUCAGUAAGGCCAGUCUACUGCCACAGUUUGUCUGUGGAGAUUGCAUGGCUAUGUGCUCAAUCUUAUCCACCUUUCAGCAACAGUGUGGCUGAAAUAGCCGAAUCUACUAAUUUGAAGGGGUGUCCACAUACUUUUGUAUAUAUAGUGUAUAUUUAUAGAGAAGAGGACCCUGCAUCUCAGAAAGACAAUGCUGUUAUUCUCAUCCACUUCAGUAGAAAAGUUUCAAUGCCAGCUACAUAGUCUUGCAGAAGGACAGACUCAGAAAAGGUUACUACUGUAUGUGAAGUGCUAUUAUUGCACUACAGGGUUCCAAAAGGGUUCUUUGGGUGUCCCCAUAGGAUAAUCCUUUUUGGUUCCAGGUAGAACCCUCUGUGGAAGGAGUUCUUAUGGAACCAAAAAGGGUUCUUCAAAGGGUUCUCCUAUGGGGAAAGCCGGACAACAAUUUUAGGUUCUAGAUACCACCUUUUUUAUAAGAGUGUAUUAUUUCAGCUAUCUUUGGACAGCAAUUGACCAGAAUAAAGAUGCUGUGAACACAUAAUUUACUGCAUACUACUAAAUGUCUCACAGUGUACAUGUGCCUAUCAUGUGUAUGCCCACUGUCUAUAGUAGAAAGUAUAUUGUUACAGUCAGAGUGAUGCAGUGUGUUGUUGUUGUUUGUCUCCCCAGUUCAAGAGGAUGCUGAACAGAGAGCUCACUCAGCUAUCAGAGACCAGCAGAUCAGGGAACCAGGUGUCCGAGUUCAUCUCCAGCACCUUCCUCGGUACCUCUCUCUCUCUCUCUCUCUCUCUCUCUCUCUCUCUCUCUCUCUCUCUCUCUCUCUCACUCUCUCUCUCUCUUGCUCUCUCCUGACUGACUUACUGUGUUAAUAGAGACCUGUAAUGUGAACCUAAUAGUUACUAAUGUGACAUGUGACAUAGUGACAUGUCAUUACACCAAUACAAUAUAAUUCCAUGUAACUACAUGAUAUCCGUGCAACUUCAACUCAAUGUAAAGUGUCACCAGGCCUAGUUUCAAUAGACAACCAUUUCUGUGUAAUGUCAAUGUGUAAUAAUCCUCUCUGUCUGUCUGUACCACAGAAAAGCAACAUGACAUGGAGAUCAUGUCUCCGCCCACCAAGGAGAAGAAGGAGAAGAUGGACAAGAAGAAGCGCCCCAUGUCUCAGAUUGUGGGCGUGAAGAAGCCUAUCCUCAUCCCCAGUGUGGCCCCCUCCAGCAUCCCCCGCUUCGGGGUCCCUUCCAGUCAGGAGACCCUCCUUGCCAAAGUAGUCUACACAACCCUUCUUUUCUGAUGAUAUAACUAGAACCUACCUCACUUUUAAGGUUCUGUUCUGUCACAAGUUUAGUCACUUUUAGGAUCUAAUAGUCCCCUGCAUGUUUUAGGGUUAAAGGAUCUGGUGUUUUUUCUAACUGAAAUGUUUUUCCAUCUGGCAGGAGUUGGAAGAUAUAAACCGAUGGGGCAUGGAUAAUUUCAAAAUAUCGGAAUAUUCUGGGAAUCGUCCACUGACGGUGGCGAUGUAUUCCAUUUUCCAGGUAUGUCAUCCUUCUGCAUCCACAAAGAUACUGUUUGGGAAACUUAGAUGAUGUUACUGUUGUCUUGAAGGAUAAAAAGUGUGUUUCUUAUGAUGAAAAUGAAGUUUCUCUAAAUAAAGGGAUCUCUAAUAAAGUAGUCUCUCUCUAAUAAUGUAAAUUUAGUUUUUUCCCCCCUUCUACGUUUCCUCCAUAGGAGCGAGAGCUGCUGAAGUCCUUCAAGAUCCCUGCAGACACCUUCAUCACCUUCAUGAUGACCCUGGAGGACCACUACCACCACGACGUGGCCUACCACAACAACAUCCACGCUGCAGACGUGGUCCAGUCCACCCACGUCCUUCUCUCCACCCCCGCCCUGGAGGUACGUCAAUACAAUACAACUUUUUAGUUCAUUUUUUUUACAAUAUAUUUGUAUUACAAAUAUCAAUGUCCCCUGUUGUUGUUACAUCUAUGCAUGAGUACAACACACAUUCUCACACACAUACAGUAUUUACCUGCAUUAACAUUCAUGUGUUUCUCUCAUCUCUGCAGGCUGUGUUCACUGACUUGGAGAUCCUGGCUGCUCUGUUUGCCAGUGCUAUACAUGAUGUGGACCACCCGGGGGUGUCCAACCAAUUCCUCAUCAACACCAGUGAGUUCAUAUGGGGCCCUAGGAUGGAGAUGUUUCAAAUCUUGGAAUCCUUUGUGGUUUUGUGUCCACAUUAAAUCAAUUCACGGGCCGCAUCUGGCCCACAGUCCGCCAGUUUGAGACCCCUGUGUCACACCUUGGCCUUAGUUAUCUUUGUUUUCAUUCAUAUUUUAGUUAGGUCAGGGUGUGACAUGGUGAAGUAUGUGUUUUGGUUUGUCUAGGGGUUUGUAGGUUUAUGGGGUAAUGUCUUGUCUAGGUGUUUGUAUGUUGAUGGCUGCCUAGAUUGGUUCUCAAUUGGAGACAGCUGUGGUUUAUUGUCUCUAAUUGGGAGCCAUAUUUAAGGCAGCCAUGGGCAUCAUGUGUUUGUGGGUAAUUGUCUAUAUUGAACGUUUGUUGCUUGUCUGUGCACUUACGUUAUUUAGCUUCACGGUCGUUUGUUGUUUUGUAAGUUUUGGAUAGUGUUCGGUUUCGUGUUUUUCUCUCUUCCAAAAUAAAGAGAUGUAUUUUGCACACGCUGCGCCUUGGUCCUCCUCUAUGCUUGACGAUCGUGACAGAAUUACCCACCAAUCUAGGACCAAGCGGCGUGUCAAGCGGCAACAGGACCCACCUACACAGGAUUCAUGGACAUGGGAGGAGAUACUGGAUGGAAAGGGUCCUUGGGCACAACCGGGAGAAGUUCGCCGCCCUCGUGAAGAGCUGGAGGCAGCUAAAGCCGAGAGGAGGCGAUAUGAGGAGGCAGCACGGAGGCAAGGCUGGAAGCCCGUGAGCACUAGCCAAAAAUUUCUUGGGGGGGGCCUUAAAGGGAGUGUGGCGAAGUCAGGUAGGAGACCUGCGCCUACUCCCUGUACUUACCGUGGAGAGCGAGAGUACGGGCAGACACCGUGUUACGCAGUAGAGCGCAUGGUGUCUCCUGUACGCGUGCAUAGCCCGGUUCGGUACAUUCCAGCUCCACGUAUCGGCCGGGCUAGAUUGAGCGUUGAGCCGGAUGUCAUGAAGCCGGCCCAACGCAUCUGGCCACCAGUGCGUCUCCUCGGGCCGGCUUACAUGGCACCAGCCUUACGCAUGGUGUCCCCGGUUCGCCUACAUAGCCCGGUGCGGGUUAUUCCACCUUCCCGUACUGGUCGGGCGACGGGGAGCAUACAACCAGGUAAGGUUGGGCAGGCUCAGUGCUCAAGGGAGCCAGUAAGCCUGCACGGUCCGGUAUUUCCGGCGCCACCUCCCCGCUCCAGCCCAGUACCACCAGUGCCUACACCACGCACCAAGCCUCCUGUGUGUCCCCGGAGUCAUGUGCGUCCUGUUGCUGCUCCCCGCACUAGCCCUGAGAUGCGUGUCCUCAGCCCGGGACCACCAGUUCCGGCACCACGCACUAGGCCUUAUGUGCGUCCCCAGGGUCCAGCAUGCCCUGUUCCUUCUCCCCGCACUAGACCUGAGAUGCGUGUCCUCAGCCCGGUACCUCCAGUUCCGGCACCACGCACCAGGCCUAUAGGGCGUCUCGCCCGGCCAGAGUCUGCCGUCUGCCUAAUGGCGCCUGAACUGCCCGUCUGCCCAACGCCGUCUGAACUGUCCGUCUGCCAAGCGCUGCAUGAACUGCCCGUCUGUACUGAGCCGGCUAAGCCGCCCGUCUGCCAUGAGCCUUCAGAGCCGUCCGCCAGACCGGAGCCGCUAAAACCUUCCGCCAGACAGGAGCCGCUAGAGCCUUCCGCCAGACAGGAUCAGCCAGAGCCUUCCGCCAGACAGGAUCAGCCAGAGCCUUCCGCCAGACAGGAUCAGCCAGAGCCUUCCGCCAGACAGGAUCAGCCAGAGCCUUCCGCCAGCCAUGAGCAGCCAGAUCCGUCAGCCAGCCAUGAGCAGCCAGAUCCGUCAGCCAGCCAUGAGCAGCCAGAUCCUUCAGCCAGCCAUGAGCAGCCAGAUCCGUCAGCCAGCCAUGAGCAGCCAGAUCCGUCAGCCAGCCAUGAGCAGCCAGAUCCGUCAGCCAGCCAUGAGCCGUCCAGCCAGGAUCCGCCAGAGCCGUCCAGCCAGGAUCCGCCAGAGCCGUCCAGCCAGGAUCCGCCAGAGCCGUCCAGCCAGGAUCCGCUAGAGCCGUCCAGCCGGGAUCCGCCAGAGCCGUCCAGCCAGGAUCCGCCAGCCAGCCAGGAUCCGCCAGAGCCAGCCAGCCAGGAUCCGCCAUUCAGUCCGGUGCUGCCCCUUAGUCCGGUGCUGCCCCUUAGCCUGGUGCUGCCCCUUAGUCCGGUGCUGCCCCUUAUCCUGGUGCUGCUCCUUAUCCUGGUGCUGCUCCUUAUCCUGGUGCUGCCCCUUAGUCCGGUGCUGCCCCUUAAUCCAGUGGGGUUAAGUUGGAGGGUGGUCAUUUGGAGGAGGCUACGUAAGCGGGUAGUGACUAUGGUGGGGUGGGGACCACGACCAGUGCCAGAGCCGCCACCGUGGACAGACGCCCACCCAGACCCUCCCCUAGACUUUAUGCUGGUCCGCCCGGAGUUCGCACCUUAAGGGGGGGGUUAUGUCACACCUUGGCCUUAGUUAUCUUUGUUUUCAUUCAUAUUUUAGUUAGGUCAGGGUGUGACAUGGUGAAGUAUGUGUUUUGGUUUGUCUAGGGGUUUGUAGGUUUAUGGGGUAAUGUCUUGUCUAGGUGUUUGUAUGUUGAUGGCUGCCUAGAUUGGUUCUCAAUUGGAGACAGCUGUGGUUUAUUGUCUCUAAUUGGGAGCCAUAUUUAAGGCAGCCAUGGGCAUCAUGUGUUUGUGGGUAAUUGUCUAUAUUGAACGUUUGUUGCUUGUCUGUGCACUUACGUUAUUUAGCUUCACGGUCGUUUGUUGUUUUGUAAGUUUUGGAUAGUGUUCGGUUUCGUGUUUUUCUCUCUUCCAAAAUAAAGAGAUGUAUUUUGCACACGCUGCGCCUUGGUCCUCCUCUAUGCUUGACGAUCGUGACACCCUGCUGUAGAAUAUCUAUCUUUGUGUGUGUGCGCUUAUAUCUGUCCAAAGCCUCUUACAAUUAACCCAUUCAUUCAUUGUAUGUGGCAUAUGCAGGAAUUGAACCCAAAACACUGGCCUAAACUGACAGCAUCAUGCUCCAACCAACUGAACCAUUGGGAACAUAUUACUGUCAUAUUACCGCACCUGCUCUCUCGACCUCUGAAUACUCAGAUAUGAAAAGCCAACUGACAUUUACUCCUGAGGUACUGACUUGUUGCACCCUCUAUAACCACUGUGAUUACUAUUUGACCCUUAUGGUCAUCUAUGAACUUUUGAACAUCUUGAAGAACGAUCUGGCCUUAAUGGCCACGUACUCUUAUAAUCUCAACCCUGCACAGCCAGAAAUGGACUGGCCACCCCUCGGAUCCUAGUUCCUCUCAAGGUUGUUUUAGUUUCCAUAUGUCUGCCAUUAAAGAAAGCAAAAAUAUGAAGAAAUGAAGAACUUUACACUUUGUCGGUGGCUGCGUAUUUAUUUGUAGCUACCUUCCGAGCUUUGGGAGAAAAAAUUGGACAGAUUUCAACUACAGUACUCAACCAAAUGUUUUAGUUUCCAUAUGUCUGCCAUUAAUUUUCUGGAUAACAUCAGUAGAGUAGGAGAUCCCUCUGAGUUUCAGACACGCUGUUCCUAUGUUUCUCUCCUGACCAGGUCCCGGUUUCCCAAAAGCAUCUCAAGGCUAAGUUCAACUUUUGGGAAACUGGGCCCAGAACACUUGUCUACAGUCUUGACAAUCCAAACACAACUGUUUACUACGGGUUUCUAAGCGUUUACUGUUACUGUACGCCUGUCCACCUUGCCAAUAAAGGAGUCUUCAUGCUUUUGACAUCAUUGAUGCUUAUUGGAAAUAAUGUUGACCAUGGAAUGCUGCAAUGAUAAGCAUGUUUUUUCCCCAAUGACACUGAAUUCAGAUUACAUUAUGGUUAUCUAAGUGUAUUUCAAUAGGAAAUUGUUGAAACAAUCAUUCUAAAUCAAAACAUAUUUAUGUUGAAUACAGUCAUACAAGAAAGGGAUAGAUGGCAAAAUAAUUGAAUCAGGAGCUAUCAGUGGGGUGAUGGGUUGGGCCCAAUUAUGUAUAUAAUGUAAACCCUAGAUUGCGGAUGCUAUGUAUUGGUCAUUGAGAGGCUUUGAAGCCACCGGUCGGCCAUAUUGGCACUCCCCAGUAGGAGCAGUCCUUCAUAGGAAUGAAUGGAAUUCUACAGUAUUUCAAUUAAAUGUUUCAAGGACAAAAUUACAUGUAUUUAAGUAUUUAGUUGUUGUAGUGGGGACAGUAACAUUAGUAGUUCUACUUUAACGAAAAUGUUUUAAUAUAUUUUUUCAUUUUUAGGUUUAGCUCACAUAAUAUAAUUUAAAAGUAUGCAUUAACGUGGAUGUAAUAUAAUAAAUGUGGCAAAAACGAAUGUAGACAUUAAUAAAUGCAUUUCUAUAGCUUCCAAAAUAUUUUUACACCGUUAGGGGAGUGCCAAGAUGGAGGCACGGUGGUGUCAACACAGCGCCGCCUUUAGCUAUCUAGUGUAUAUGUAAAUCAUUGGGUGGGCCUAGCCUCUGUCAAGUCCAAGGGGCCAGGGUUCCAGUCUAGAAGCACGGUUUCGACUGCUCCUACAGUUUAAAAUAUUGGAAUCCUUUGUGGUUUUGUGUCCACAUUAAAUCAAUUCACGGGCCGCAUCUGGCCCACAUUCCGCCAGUUUGAGACCCUUGCUGUAGAAUAUCUAUCUUUGUGUGUGUGCGUUUAUAUCUGUCUUUGUCUGUAUAACACUUAUCCAUCCUCUCCUGUGUGUCCGUCCAGACUCAGAGCUGGCCCUGAUGUACAAUGACGUGUCAGUCCUGGAGAACCACCACCUGGCUGUAGGCUUCAAGCUGCUGCAGGAAAACAACUGUGACAUCUUCCAGAACCUCAGCAAGAAACAGAGACAGUCCCUACGCAAGAUGGUCAUAGACAUGGUGUUAGCCACAGACAUGUCCAAACACAUGAACCUGCUGGCUGACCUGAAGACCAUGGUGGAGACCAAGAAGGUGACCAGCUCUGGAGUGCUGCUGCUGGACAACUACGGAGAUCGCAUCCAGGUUAGACUCAGAAAGAAUCAGAUUCAUUCUCUUAGCAGGGAAUCAUAUUCAGCAUAACUGAUGUGAAUUAGAUGAUAAUAUGGCCAUUUGCCUGACACUUUCAUCCAAAGACUCUUACAAUUAACCCAUUCAUUCAUUGUAUGUGGCAUAUGCAGGAAUUGAACCCAAAACACUGGCCUAAACUGACAGCAUCAUGCUCCAACCAACUGAACCAUUGGGAACAUAUUACUGUCAUAUUACCGCACCUGCUGUCUCGACCUCUGAAUGCUCAGAUAUGAAAAGCCAACUUACAUUUACUCCUGAGGUGCUGACUUGUUGCACCCUCUAUAACCACUGUGAUUACUAUUUGACCCUUAUGGUCAUCUAUGAACUUUUGAACAUUUUGAAGAACGAUCUGGCCUUAAUGGCCACGUACUCUUAUAAUCUCAACCCUGCACAGACAGAAAUGGACUGGCCACCCCUUGGAUCCUGGUUCCUCUCUAGGUUCCUCCCUUUCUAGGGAGUUUUUCCUAGCCAAUGUGCUUCUACAUCUGCAUUGCUUGCUCUUUGGGGUUUUAGGUUGGGUUUCUGUAUAAGCACUUUGUGACAACUGCUGAUGUAAAAAGAGCUUUAUAAAAUAGAUUUGAUUGAUUGACCGAUAUGAUUCUAUGGCCAUUUCAUUUCCUCGAUGCUCAAUAAGAACUGGUUUUGGUUCUCUCCAGGUCCUCCAGAACAUGGUUCACUGUGCUGACCUCAGUAACCCCACCAAGCCCCUGGAGCUGUACCGCCAGUGGACCGACCGCAUCAUGGUGGAGUUCUUCACCCAGGGGGACAGGGAGAGGGACAAGGGCAUGGAGAUCAGCCCCAUGUGUGACAAACACAACGCCUCCAUUGAGAAGAACCAGGUAUGGUUACUACACACACAUACACACACAAGCACAGAGACACAUACAGUAUACACACUAUGUACACAUGCAUAGAGACAUACACACACAUACACUGUCUGAACGGAAAAGUCUGCCUCUCUGACAAAUAUGUCAAUAAAUAUAUUCCUCUUCCCCUCCAGGUGGGCUUCAUAGACUACAUCGUCCACCCUCUAUGGGAGACGUGGGCCGACCUGGUCCAUCCCGACGCCCAAGAGAUCCUAGACACGCUGGAGGACAACCGCGAGUGGUAUCAGAGCAUGAUCCCCCACAGCCCCUCGCCCACCCCCGAGGCCCAGGACAAGGUGGGCCUGCCUGGGGGAGCCAUGGGGGCCGGAGGUGGAUCCUCCACCGGAGACAAAUUCCAGUUUGAGCUGACCCUAGAGGAGGAAGGCGAGUCCGACACAGAGAGCCCCCCGGAAGAGGAGGAGGGGUACAGUAGCACUGGGGGGGAGCCUUCUAGAACUGACCCGGACAGCAGACUCCAUUCCGUGUCUGCCACUGCUCACCCACACUAUCAGGGGCUUUCCAAAAUGGCCACCUCUGUCCUCAAUGUCGGUGGUAGGACUUUGUCCGCAGACUCUGAACCAGACAGGGAGGCUGCCGAAGACAGAGAACAUGACCAAGAAGGCAAUGCCGGUGUGAGGCGCUUCAGGCUAGGUACAUAA